Messenger RNA from Anastrepha ludens (Mexican fruit fly), 1971 nucleotides. RefSeq lists its product as uncharacterized. The record is from RefSeq and is a predicted model, not a curated record. Gene Ontology annotation, molecular function: nucleic acid binding; zinc ion binding. NCBI's taxonomy places the organism in Eukaryota, Metazoa, Arthropoda, Insecta, Diptera, Tephritidae. Bases 1 to 1971 code for a protein of 656 amino acids. The transcript has a single exon.
AUGCUCCGAAAGCUGACAGACAAGGUCACUUCACACAUUCGUGCAUUACAGUCGCUCGCAUCUAACGAGAAAAUUGCAGACUGCAUCAUCGUACAAAUGAUUCUCCAGAAACUUGACAAAACGACGCAGGCCAAAUGGGAGGAAACCUCUUCGAUCAGCGAGCUGCCAUCCUGGGAUCAAUUGACUGCAUUCUUGGAAAGGCGCUGCCGAAUGCUUGAGAAUGUUGAGCAUGCUGUUCAAGCACAGACUGGUCAGGCGUUAAGGCAUAGCAAAAACGACAGUAUUAGUCAAAGGAAAACGUUUGUCGCCUCCAAAGGCUCAACACGUGUUUGUGUAUUUUGUGGAGCACCCGAGCAUGCAAUUUAUAGUUGUCAACUUUUCGCAAAUUUAGAUCCGAACUCGCGCCUGGGGGAAGUUAAGAAGCUUGCACUUUGUCUUAACUGCCUCAAGGCUGGCCAUCAAAUGCGGGACUGCAAAUCCGGAUCGUGCCGCACCUGCCAGUCGAAACACCACACGCUCCUGCAUUUUAACCGCCCAACUGCUUCGUUAACCGAUAGUCAAGCCGAUGCUUCAUCGGUGGCCACAAUUCGAUCCAGUGCUAUGACUGCAUCGAUAUCUGCUUCGCUUAGUGCCCCCGUGUCUCCUUCUGAUGCUGUGCUCCUAGCUACUGCCGUCAUUCUUGUAAAAAAUCGUGCUGGAAUCUUCGUGUCCUGUCGCGCUCUUUUAGAUUCUGGUUCCCAGUUGCACUUCGUCACAACUCGCUUCGCAAAUCAACUUCAGCUAUUCAAAACAAAAGCUUCUGCUACAGUCUCUGGAAUUGGAGAUGCCAACUUCCCAACGGAAGGUUACUCACUCGAUCUCGUACUUAAGUCGCGGACUUCAGAUUUUUCAACAAGCAUCACUGCCCUUGUUGUGAAAACCAUCACCGACAAUCAGCCUGGCUGCUCCGUGAGCACCAACGAGUGGAAUGUUCCGUCGAAUAUACCACUAGCCGAUCCUGGGUUCAACUUACCACAGCGUAUUGAUCUGCUCAUCGGAGCAGGACUGUUCUUCGAUCUACUUUGUGUGGGUCAGAUACGCUUAGGAUCUGGUUUACCACUACUUCAGAAAACUCGUCUCGGAUGGGUGCUAUCUGGAGGUGGGCAACAAACUCCAAACCUGUCAUCAUUCGUCGUGAGGCAGAAAUCCUCCAGUGGUCUCAUUCCCAGCACUCGGCUGGACUAUUUAGUACGUCGGUUUUGGGAGAUCGAGCACAUUUUCGAACCGAUCUCUAAGGCCUCCCAAGAAGAUCUUGACUGCGAAGCCCACUUCCAGGGAAAUUAUUUUCGAUUGCCAUCAGGUGAAUACUCUGUUCGUCUGCCCAUAAAACGAAGCAUGGAUGCCCUAGGAGACUCCUAUUUACAAUCUCGUCAACGCUUUCAAGGUCUGGAACGAAAAUUCGCCCGUAACCCUGAUCUAAAGGCAGAAUACAGUAAGUUUAUUAAGGAAUAUCUGGACCUCAACCACAUGUCGCUGGUUUCCAACGAGGUUGUACAACAAUGCAAGUACUUCCUGCCACAUCAUUGCGUUAUCAAGGAUGACAGUAGUACAACAAAAUUGAGGGUGGUUUUUGAUGGAUCUGCAACCACUACCUCAGGUUUUUCGUUAAAUGACCUACUCAUGGCAGGCCCAACUAUUCAACCGAAGCUUUUUCAUAUUCUCAUUAGAUUUCGUACUUUUCCUAUAGCACUUACUGCAGACAUCUGUAAGAUGUAUAGGUGUGUUCGCGUCACUCCACCGGACAACAUGCUCCAAUGGAUUUUGUGGCGAGAAUCUCCACAAGAAGACUUUCGCAUCUAUAAGCUCGACACGGUGACGUAUGGAACUAAGCCUGCAGCGUUUCUAGCCAUCCGAGCCAUGCACCAACUCGCAGCAGACGAAUCCGCGACUAUCCCAUUGGAGCAGAAGCGGUACUUCGGGACUUCUAUGUAG